Molecule: messenger RNA, 1173 nt
Organism: Syzygium oleosum
Lineage: Eukaryota; Viridiplantae; Streptophyta; Magnoliopsida; Myrtales; Myrtaceae
Product: E3 ubiquitin-protein ligase AIP2
Exons: 5
Coding region: 70-1002 (310 amino acids)
Biological process (GO): protein ubiquitination
Cellular component (GO): cytoplasm
Molecular function (GO): ubiquitin protein ligase activity
Source: RefSeq, a predicted model, not a curated record
UCAGGACCCGCCGCCGCCGCCGCCGCCGCCGAGGGGAUUCCGACUCGCUCUUUUUGGCCGGAAAGAAAGAUGGGAUCGGAGGAGGGAAUGGAGCUGCAGCUGCGGGAAUUGCAGAAGCAGCUGGGGAAGAAGCAGAGGUUCGAAGAAGCCGUUUCCUCGAUCAAGUCGAUCCUGCAACGGUGCUACCCUUCCGCCUCGCCCUCGCUUCGCCGAUCGAUUUAUUCUGUGGUAUGUCGAGUCGCAACAAUCUUGAAGACGAGACACACGGCGCCUGGUUUUUGGCUCGCCGGAUUAGGGCUCUUUGAGGAGGCCGAAAGCUUGGUGUCUAAUCCUUCUGAGAAGGAAAAUUUGAAGAGUUGUAUCGCUCAAGCACGAGAACAACUGCAUAUUGCGGAUAAUCCCACUCCAGAAUCCACACAGUCUAAUGCAAGUAGAGGUUAUUUGUUUGAAGGGCAUCUUACUGUGGAUCCAGAGCCUCCUCGGCCCCAUUGGCUCGUGCAGUCUGAACUCAUGAACACUGUUUCUAUGCUUGCUGCGGCUGAAUCAUCUCAUCAAAUGGAGGAUACCCAUAUGUCCGAAACAGCUGCAAAUUUGAUUCAGGAAUUGAUGGAGAACCUUGAUACGACAUUACCCGAGAUCUUGGAUAACAUUCCCGUAGCUCCAAGAGCCCCACCUGCCAGUAAAGAAGUUGUUGCAAAGCUUCCAGUCAUUACUCUGUCAGAAGAAAUUCUAGCCAAAAUGGGACAUGAUGCAGAAUGUGCAAUUUGUAGAGAGAACUUGGUCGUGAAUGAUGAGAUGCAAGAGCUGCCAUGCAAGCACACGUUUCACCCUCCUUGUGUAAAGCCUUGGCUGGAUGAACACAAUUCUUGUCCGAUCUGUCGGCACGAGCUGCAAACUGAUGAUAAUGCCUACGAGAGCUGGAAGGAGCGUGAAAAGGAGGCUGAAGAAGAGAGAAAAGGCGCUGCAAAUGCUGUUCGAGGGGGUGAAUACAUGUAUGUUUAGUAAUCACUCGCUUAUCGCACCAUGUAGCUUAAUGUUGUGCCGGGCUUUGGAUACCACUGCUGUCGGCACUUCCUUGUUUAGUCUUCUUUUGAGGAGAUGUCAUUGACUAAAAUUGACUUAUUUGUAGUAGAACGCGUAAGCAGUCUUGAGUGGAAAGCGUUUCUUCCUAUA